Guillardia theta CCMP2712 is the source of this 2085-nucleotide messenger RNA. RefSeq lists its product as hypothetical. NCBI's taxonomy places the organism in Eukaryota, Cryptophyceae, Pyrenomonadales, Geminigeraceae. The record is from RefSeq and is a predicted model, not a curated record. The transcript is spliced from 2 exons. The coding region runs from base 1 to 2085 and encodes 694 amino acids.
AUGGUUCUUCAGUAUGAUGAAAAUGUUCGCAACCUGCUGUAUCGGAGAUCAUGCCAAUACACGCAGAGCGGACUUGUGGAUGCCUCUGUCCUCGAAGCUGAUCUCGUCGAGAGGGUGAAGAGCUUCGCGAAGCGUUAUCCGAACAGCAGGACAGCCCAGGCUUGCAAGGCUGUGGAGGGAUGCACCCCCGACGCUAUCGCAGAAGCCAUCCGCUCGACAUGUCAGCAGGCACGACGUGAGCUUCUGCAAGAAGCGAUGGCUGGAUGGAGUGACGCAUCCAGAGAGUGGUUUAUGCAGCAGAUUGAAGAAGCCAAGAAAGAGAAGGUCGAGACAUACACCGCCUCAGCAGGCAACGAGGUGACUUCCUUCAUCUCCAUGACUCUCCUGGGCAUCUCCUCGGUGUAUGUCAACCAUGAAGAAAAGCUGAAGAAGAAAUUUGAAGACUCGGAUCGGACUGAUCCGAGUGCUGAGGAGAUCCCGGUGACUGUUUCCUUCCUCCGCAAUGCACAAGCGGAGAAGCUCUGGCAGGGAAGAGAGGACUUCGCGAUCGAUGGUCGCAAGUUCACAGCUGUACAUGUGAGCAUCGUGCACGAUCGAUCUUUCAAGAUUCGAGCCAAGAGAGGACCCUGGGGCAAAGGGGGCAGCUUGGCAGAGCUGACUCACCUGCUAACCUUGGGCGGCAUGACAACGGCUGAGAUAGCUGCCGUCUAUCGCUAUCAGCUGCUGCGCCAGUCCCUGGCAGCGGUACAGCUCCAGCCGCUGGCAGGCAUGCUGGUCGCUGGGGCGCCAGGACAGCAAGUCCACAAAGGCUUAGGUCAGAAAGGCUUCGUCGCUGUAGGGGCCAACGUCAUCUGGAGACAGAGGGAGGUGGAGUGGAUCGUCUCCUCGAGCUGCCCAGAGGCGAAUGAUACAGCAUUUCGAGCUUUCCGAGAGAGCGAAGCGAUGGAGGGAGUACACCUGACUCUGUUCAGCGAGGACCCGAAGAUCAGAGAGGCGCUCGCAGUCGAGUUGACAGCGGAUCGCUUUGUGUCCAGAAAUAAGUUGAAGAAGGCAUCAAGACUGCAGAAGAAGGCAGGCGGCAAGGACGGCAAGGAGAUCAAGAUCAUCAUCAAGUCGACGGCGGCAUCUGGUCGCUUCACGAGGAAGGAGAUGGAGGGGCUGUGCAACGGCGGCAACACGUCUAUCGCAAGAGUCAAGAGAGUCUUGUUGGAGAUCGCUAACAGGCUCGAGAUCAACGUUGAAGGCAUCGACAUGGAGGAGGAUUUGAACACCAAGUCCUGGAACGGGUCCAAGCUAUGCAUCCUCCUCGGCUCCACGGAGGAUGCUCGACGCAUGAUGAAGGAGCUGCCCUUCUAUCUCGAAGGCGCAGCAACCAAGCUCGAAGCAGUCGGCUUCGACAAGGAGCCUGAGGCGGCUGGUCAGCGGGGCACCAGCGACGCAGCGCAGCGACAGGAGGAGAGCGAGGGAGAGUGGCUGGAGUUUACAGACCUGGAGAGGAUCACAAUGGAGGCAGCAUCUCCGUCAAGCCAAGAGGACAUGCAGCUCGUCAGCGAGCUGUCAGCAGUCAUCGAAGAUGCAGCUUCUUUGAACGAGGCGGGGACGAGCGAGCCGAUCAAGCUGGUCCUGGACAAGGCCGUUGGCAACCUCCACGACACGUUCUACUCUCCGGGGAGCCUGGAGUUCAUGUCGCUGGGAGAGUGGGCGAAGAUGCCAGAGGAGCAGGGAGUUGGGCGCAACGUUCUCAAGGAGAAGCUGGGGAAGUGGCUGCAGAGCAAGCGCUGGACUCGCGUGCAAGGAGAGAGCAAGAAGGCAAGGAGGGGCAGCGCGUUCUCGCCACGGGCAACGGCAGCUGCUGAGCUUGAGCAGGAGGCGGAGAGCGACGACAUAGAGCGUCGAUCUCUUAGCUUCCUGUUCAUAGCACUGAGUAAAUUCGCAGAGAUGCAUGUGCUGGCCUGCUCGCUGAAGGUGGACAAGAAGGACCGACUGCGAGUGGAGAUGAGGGAAGAUGACGAAGAAGAGGAAGACAUGGAGGAAGAGCAAGGCGAGGGCGAGGAAGAAGACGGGGCGAGCCCGUACCGAGCUUGA